AGAUCGCUCCACCAUGAUUCCAAGCUUUCUCCGAAGAGUUUCGAGCAUCCAGAGGUUUGCCCUUCAAAAUUGGACAAGGCCACUUGUCACAGUGACAGAGAGCAAGGCGAUGGUGUCACCGAUUAGAACUGCAGCGGAAUGUCGCAGCAGAAAGUGGGUCAGCGUUCACUCGAGCAUCUCCUGCAGGCACGAGCAUUCGAGGGGGAUGGCAACGGCUGCUGGCCUCGUGGAUGUUGACGGGGACAGACCCGCACUCUCCAUCUCUGAUCGCUGCGCCAAGAGGAUCAUCAAAGUGCAGAAAGAAGGAUUCCUGCGCCUCCGAGUGGAUGGCGGAGGAUGUUCGGGCUUCCAGUACAAGUUCCAACCAGACUCGAAGAUGGAGGGGGACGAUGUUGUUUUCGAGAAAGAUGGGGCGAAGCUGGUGAUCGACGAAACUUCCCUUGAUCUCGUUCGAGGAUCGACGGUGGACUUCGUCGAGGAGAUGAUCUCGUCGAGCUUUCAGGUUCUCAACAAUCCGAACUCAGAGGGGACUUGCGGGUGCGGCUCUUCCUUCUCGCCUAAGAAUUGAGCCUUGUGAGCCUCAUGGUUGGUUGGUGAUUUGGAAUCUUGUUUCUUCAUCUGUAAAAAUUCUUUCUGCAAGACA
Guillardia theta CCMP2712 is the source of this 643-nucleotide messenger RNA. RefSeq lists its product as hypothetical. Bases 14 to 568 code for a protein of 184 amino acids. Gene Ontology annotation, molecular function: 2 iron, 2 sulfur cluster binding; iron ion binding; 4 iron, 4 sulfur cluster binding. Gene Ontology annotation, cellular component: mitochondrion. Gene Ontology annotation, biological process: iron-sulfur cluster assembly. The transcript has 8 exons. The record is from RefSeq and is a predicted model, not a curated record. Lineage: Eukaryota; Cryptophyceae; Pyrenomonadales; Geminigeraceae.